This is a messenger RNA of Heterocephalus glaber (naked mole-rat), 3819 nucleotides long. It is a transcript of the gene Lhx1, whose product is annotated as LIM homeobox 1. Gene Ontology annotation, cellular component: nucleus. Gene Ontology annotation, biological process: neuron differentiation; regulation of transcription by RNA polymerase II. Lineage: Eukaryota; Metazoa; Chordata; Mammalia; Rodentia; Bathyergidae. Gene Ontology annotation, molecular function: RNA polymerase II transcription regulatory region sequence-specific DNA binding; zinc ion binding; DNA-binding transcription factor activity, RNA polymerase II-specific. The record is from RefSeq and is a predicted model, not a curated record.
AAAAAGGAGACUAGAAAAAAACCCCAGAUUUGCCACCACAUCGGAAAAAAUAAAAGAGGGAAAAGAAAAGGGAAGAAAGCCGAGUGCCUGUGGGGUUGGACGCAGGCAGCCGGAUCGUGGGCCGAGCGAUGCGGGGCUGCGCGCCCAGACAGCCUCGAGUUGUGACCAGAGCCACGAUGCACGGCCAGGCGCAGUGAAGAGCCGGACCGUACUACCUCCCCCAAGGAGCCCAGGCGCAGGGAGGGCCGCCCCAGGACACGGAGGCCGCCUGGCAGGCCACUGGCCGAGGUGACGGGGCUGGGGCGGUGGGGAGCGAGCGAGCGCGCCUGGCUACGUCCGCCUGAAGUUCCCCCUCUCCGUUUUCGAUUGACACAAACACUUCUCCGAAAGGGGGGAAAAAACCUAAGCAACAACAGCAAUUAACACCAAGAUCUGCUCCAGCCCUGCCCCCCCCCUCGGCCUGCCCCCUUCCCCUCCCCCAGGCCCAGCGCGGGCGCCGGGCGCGUCCCAACCCGCAGCACGCUGCUGGCAGUUUAGAAUCCAAAGCUUCUCUCCUCAUUUUCUUUUCUUUCCUUAAAAAAAAGAGAGGGGGAACCUCGGUGGUGGGCAGGCUGGUACGCACACACUCGCCUUCAUACCCCGACAAAAGCAGAUGCACUUUGACUUCUGACAGCUCUACCUCAAGCCGGAGAGAACUCAGCGGCGUAUUCCGCGCAGUCCGAGCUAGCGGUGUCUUCCUCUUCUUCUCCGUCUGUUGUAUUUAUUUCCGUUCCCGCCGCCAUUCUCGGUGACCUUCAUUCCUCCGCGGGCUCUGGGCAGAAGAGUCGUUUUCUCGCCCGCCCGAGGCUCCUUUUCCUCACCCUGGGAGCCGAGGUGGCGUUGCUCCGCCCAGUGGCCCAGGGACUCCCCGGCUUCGCCUACCACCCAGGCGCCCGGCGCCCUGCCUCAGCUUUCUUUCCCCCCUUUUGAUUUCUUGGUGCGGGUUUUGGCUUGCAAGGCCGGCCGACUGUGUCUCCUCUUUUUGGAGGGGGUGGGGAGCGGGUGCGGGUCAUCUUUGGGAAUCAUUCCCUUGGCUCUACUUGCCCCGUCUCUCCGGGCCUCACCCGACCAAACCAAAGACCAUGGUGCACUGUGCUGGCUGCAAAAGGCCCAUCCUGGACCGCUUCCUCUUGAAUGUGCUGGACAGGGCCUGGCAUGUCAAGUGUGUCCAGUGCUGUGAAUGUAAAUGCAACCUGACCGAGAAGUGCUUCUCCCGGGAAGGCAAGCUCUACUGUAAGAACGACUUCUUCCGAUGUUUCGGUACGAAAUGCGCGGGCUGCGCGCAGGGCAUCUCCCCUAGCGACCUGGUGCGGAGGGCGCGAAGCAAAGUGUUUCACCUGAACUGCUUUACCUGCAUGAUGUGUAACAAGCAGCUUUCCACCGGCGAGGAGCUCUACAUCAUAGACGAGAACAAGUUCGUCUGCAAAGAGGAUUACCUAAGUAACAGCAAUGUCGCCAAAGAGAACAGCCUCCACUCGGCCACCACGGGCAGUGACCCCAGUUUGUCUCCGGAUUCCCAAGACCCAUCGCAGGACGAUGCCAAGGACUCAGAGAGCGCAAAUGUGUCUGACAAGGAAGGGGGCAGCAAUGAGAAUGAUGACCAGAACUUGGGCGCCAAGCGGCGGGGGCCGCGCACCACCAUUAAAGCCAAGCAGCUGGAGACACUGAAGGCCGCUUUCGCAGCUACACCCAAGCCCACACGACACAUCCGUGAGCAGCUGGCGCAAGAGACCGGCCUCAACAUGCGUGUCAUCCAGGUCUGGUUCCAGAAUCGGCGCUCCAAGGAACGGAGGAUGAAGCAGCUGAGCGCGCUGGGUGCCCGGCGCCACGCUUUCUUCCGCAGUCCGCGCCGGAUGCGGCCGCUGGUGGACCGCCUGGAGCCGGGCGAGCUCAUCCCCAAUGGCCCCUUCUCCUUCUACGGAGAUUACCAGAGCGAGUACUACGGCCCGGGCGGCAACUAUGACUUCUUCCCGCAAGGCCCUCCAUCCUCGCAGGCCCAGACGCCCGUGGACCUUCCCUUCGUGCCGUCUACCGGGCCGUCCGGGACGCCCCUGGGCGGCCUGGAGCACCCGCUGCCAGGCCACCACCCGUCCAGCGAGGCGCAGCGAUUCACCGACAUCCUGGCGCACCCCCCAGGGGACUCACCCAGCCCCGAGCCCAGCCUGCCCGGGCCUCUGCACUCCAUGUCGGCUGAGGUGUUCGGGCCGAGCCCGCCCUUCUCGUCGCUGUCGGUAAACGGCGGGGCGAGCUACGGGAACCACCUGUCCCAUGCCCCCGAAAUGAACGAGGCGGCCGUGUGGUAGCGAGGUCUCGCACGGUCCGCGGAGUUCGUGAUUGUACAGAAAUGAACUUUUAUUUAAGAAAAAGAGAGGAAAAAACCCCAUAAAAAGCAGGCCUCUUGCCCGACUUCCUCCAGCCUUGGGGACCGUUCGCAGUCUGGGGAACCGGAUGGAAAAGGGGGACACAAAGUAGGAUCCAAAUCCGCUUCGAGGUCGGACUGGGAUCUAAGCCCUGGCUGGCGAGGUGCAGAACUGGGGCUCGCGAAGGGAAAUACAGAGCUCUCCCCACCUCUCACCUGGAUCCCGAUCCGUGGACAGACCCGGAGGACCUGUGCCCUGGCCGGCGGGUGGCGGAAAGACCUAGCGACAGCGGCGGGGCGCGCACGCCGAUUGGCGACGCCAGGAGCCCCGGGGAGGGAGGCGGUGAGGUGCGAGGCCGGGCGAGGGAGGUGAGGCAGCCGGGUGCUCCGGGCCAGCCGGGCGGGUUCUGGCUCUGAGAUACCCUUUUAUUAGUGUUGUCUCAGAGGUCAGCGACAGCGACAACAAACUCAUAGCUUCAGAAACACCGACCUGCUGUGCAUCAGGUGGGACUAUAUAUUUUUUGUCUAUCUGGGUGUUUGGUUUUUGUUUUUGCCAAAAUUGCAAAAUUCUAAAUGUAAAGCCCUCAGUAUCAACUCUUCUACCUUCACAAAGCUCUACACACACACACACACACACACACACACACACACACACACACACACACACACACAAUCGAUGGUCUCCAGCCAGACCUCUCAGUAAAAUGACUUGAACAUCAGCUGUACAAGAAAAGUAUUCUACCUUCACACACAAAAGUUAAAAAAAAAAAAAAACUAUUGAACUAAAAACAGUCAACUGUUUACGUAUAAUGUUAAAUUCAGGAGUUCAGUGUUUUACUAAGAUAUGCUGUUUUGAAACCUCUUGUUCAAAAACAAAAUGUUUUGAGCAAUCAACCAAAAUUAUUCCUUUUCUUUUCCUGUAGAUGUUCUGACAGACUUGCAGGGCUUGGGGCUCACUGUGCUAGUAUGUAAAAAGGUGUUGUUUACACUAGGCAAAGAGAAAACAUGAUAUUCAGACAGUUGCCAAAUAGAAUAAUUAUAGCACAAAUACUGUAAAGGUGCCAGGCACCAGCAACCUGAGAAAGUGUUUUAAAAAAAGUAUUAAAGGUUUAAAACAAGACAUGUUUGCUAAUUUUUAGUCCUGUUGAACAUUCAUGGAAUUGUUAAUAUGACUUAUAUAGACCCACACAGGUUUUAUUUUUGUGUCUUUAAAAUAAAAGUCCAAAAUAUUUAAAUUUUAUGGUCAAAUAUGCAGUCAGCAGCUGCUACUUUUUUCUUUAUAUAUUAAAUUUCUCAUAUGUCUUUUAUUGUUCUAAUAAACCUAAGCUUGUGUGACCUCCAGUGCAUAUUAGACCAUUCACUGUAUGAAAGAAUACAUGUUGAAUAAAUUUGUGAGUUUUUAAUAAAAAUAGAAAAUCUGA